AUGUCUUGCCGCUCCUACAGAGUCAGCUCUGGUCGCUGUGUGGGCAACUUCAGCUCUUGCUCAGCAGUGACCCCUCAGAACCUGAACCGCUUCCGGACCAGCUCUGUCUCCUGCAGGAGUGGGCCCAGCUUCCGGGGUCUCAGCAGCUUUGGCAGUCGGAGCGUCAUCAGCUUUGGAUCGUGCUCACCCCGGAUAGCAGCUGUGUGCCCUCGACCCACCUGCUAUGGAGUUGGCUUCGGUGAUGGAAGUGGUGCUGGUCUGGGGUUUGGGGCCGGCAGUUGUGUUGGCCUGGGGUUUGGAGUCAGAAGUGGUCUUGGCUAUGGCUUCUGCAGUCCUGGCUUUGGUUACCGAGUUGGAGGAGUUGGAGGGCCAGCAGCCCCAUCCAUCACAGCAGUGACUGUUAACCAGAGCCUGCUGACCCCGCUCAACCUGGAGAUUGACCCCAAUGCCCAGAGAGUGAAGAGGGAUGAGAAGGAGCAAAUCAAGACCCUCAACAACAAAUUUGCCUCCUUCAUCGACAAGGUGCGGUUCCUGGAACAGCAGAAUAAGCUCCUAGAGACAAAGUGGAACUUCCUCCAAGAGCAGAAAUGUGCCAAGAGCAACCUGGAGCCCCUCUUUGAGAGCUACAUCACCAACCUACGCAGGCAGCUGGAUGUAGUGAACAGUGACCAGGCCCGGUUGGAGGCUGAGCGGAACCACAUGCAGGAUGCCCUUGAGGGUUUCAAGAAGAAGUAUGAAGAGGAAGUGGGACUUCGGGCCAAUGCUGAGAAUGAGUUCGUGGCUCUGAAGAAGGAUGUGGAUACAGCGUUCUUAAGCAAGGCUGAUCUAGAGGCCAAUGUGGAUACCCUAAUUCAGGAAAUUGACUUCCUGAAAACCCUGUAUGCAGCGGAAAUCCAGUUACUACAGUCACACAUCUCAGAGACAUCGGUCAUUGUGAAGAUGGACAACAGCCGGGACCUGAACGUUGACGGGAUCAUCGCCGAUAUCAAAGCCCAGUAUGAAGAGAUUGCCAGACGCAGUCGGGCUGAUGCGGAGGCCUGGUACCAGACCAAGUACGAGGAGAUGCGAGUGACAGCUGGUCAGCACUGUGACAACCUGCGCAGCACUCGGGAUGAGAUCAAUGAGCUGAACCGGCUGAUCCAGAGGCUGAAGGCAGAGAUCGAGCAUGCCAAGGCUCAGCGCUGCAAGCUGGAGGCCGCCAUAGCCGAGGCUGAGCAGCAGGGAGAAGCUGCCCUCAAUGAUGCCAAAUGCAAGCUGGCAGAGCUGGAGGGUGCUCUGCAGCAAGCCAAGCAGGAUAUGGCGCGGCAGCUGAAGGAGUACCAGGAGCUCAUGAAUGUCAAGCUGGCCCUGGACAUCGAGAUCGCCACCUACAGGCGCCUGCUGGAAGGCGAGGAGAUCCGGAUCUGUGAAGGUGUUGGACCAGUAGACAUAGCGGUGAGUAGCUCCCGGGGCGGCCUGGUGUGCGGGCCCGAGUCCCUGUUCAGCAGCUCCAGCCUCUGCCGUGGCGGGGUCACCAUCUCUGGAAGCAGCAGCAGCAGCAACAUCAGAUCCAGCGGCUUCUGCAGCUCCAGCGUGGGUGGGGCCCGGGUUGUGGGCGGCGGGGACCUGCUGGGCGCCGGCUCCCGAGGGGGCUUGGUGCUGGUGGGCGAAGCCUGCGCUCCCAGCGUCCCCUGCCCGCUGCCCACCGAGGGCGGCUUCAGCAGCUGCAGCGGCGGCCGCAGCAGCCGCAGUUCCACCGUCCGGUUCGUGUCCACCACCACCUCCCACCGGACCAAGUACUGA
Messenger RNA from Rangifer tarandus platyrhynchus (Svalbard reindeer), 1782 nucleotides. NCBI's taxonomy places the organism in Eukaryota, Metazoa, Chordata, Mammalia, Artiodactyla, Cervidae. The record is from the annotation of a GenBank genome assembly.